AUGGCCAGCUACAAUAGCUCUAAGCCCGUCGUAUUCAUCGGCGCUGCCGGUGAGAUGUGUCGAAUUGCGGUGGAGCGCUUUGCUAAAGCAAGCGAUGCUCAACUUGUUCUUGCGGACCUUAACACUACUGUUAUCGAAUCCCUUGCCUCCAAGCUCCCAGCAGGAAGAACAAAGACUCAGAAGAUCGAUCUUUUCGACGGAGCUGCUCUUGCCAAUAUAGUCACAGGUGCCGGAUUGGUCGUCUUGGGUGCAGGGCCGUAUUCAAAAACCUCUCAUCCAGUCGUCAAAGCAUGCAUCAAGGCAAAGGUUCCGUACCUUGACUUUGACGAUGAUGUGGAAAGCAGCCAGGCUGCCCUAGCUCUCACGGAAGAAGCGAAGAAGGCCGGUGUACCUCUGUACAUUGGAUGUGGUGCUUCGCCCGGGUUGAGUAAUGUCAUGGUUAUGGAUGCCACCCGCGAGCUCGACACUGUUCACAGCAUCGAUAUUUGCUGGCUUGUUGGGGACGAGGCAAGCGUUGGAAAAGCAGUGCUUCAGCACUUGAUGCACAUUGCUGCCGGGCCAUGCCUCACAUGGGUCAAUUCGAAGCCGACAGUGAACGAGUCUUGGGUCGGGACCACGUACGCGCCCAUGUAUACCGAUGAUGGCGAGAGGCUCUUACAUGAGACAGCUCAUCCCGAACCGGUGACACUCCCACGUCUCUUUCCGAAUGCCACUCGAAUUCAGUGUUUUGGCUCGCUAGAUCCAAAGCCACUCAAUGGUAUCGCUCGAGGGCUUGGCUGUGCUGUUCGUGCAAAGGCAUUAUCAAUGGAUGAUGCAGUUGAAUUCCUUUAUAAUCUAGCAAGCCACCCCCCGCUAGAGGGCGGCUUGGGUGGCUUAGGUGAAGCUUUUCAGGCUUUCAAAGGACAACUGCGCGGGGGCGAUGUGAGUCUCAAGGAGCUUUACUACUUGAUCAGUCACUCUGUUGGUCCUUUGAGAUACGCUCUAUGGGGAAUGCUCGAACAGAUCUGGAAUGGCGAGUGCACCACCGCCGAGGUUCUGACUUACAUCCUGAACGCGGUGACUGGCACGAAAAUCGAAAACAGAGGCAACAUACUUGUGAGGGCAGUUGGUAUGCGCAACGGUGUGCCCACGGUGAUUACAAAACGCAACCCGAAAAAUGGAAAGGACACCUAUCUUUGCCAGAGCAUGGGCACAGUCACUGGAACUUCAACUGCUGCCUUUAUGGUGAUGGCACUCGAAGACGGCCACAAGCGCACUGGUGUUUUCUGUCCGGAAGACUGGGCUGAGCCAGAGGUGUUUUACAGUGCUUUGCAGCGCGUUGGAGUCCCCAAAGACGAGAUAAUUGAGUCUAUCUAA
Messenger RNA from Penicillium riverlandense, 1356 nucleotides. RefSeq names its product saccharopine dehydrogenase family protein. The transcript has a single exon. Lineage: Eukaryota; Fungi; Ascomycota; Eurotiomycetes; Eurotiales; Aspergillaceae. The record is from RefSeq and is a predicted model, not a curated record. The coding region runs from base 1 to 1356 and encodes 451 amino acids.